Tympanuchus pallidicinctus (lesser prairie-chicken) is the source of this 1372-nucleotide messenger RNA. It is a transcript of the gene OGG1, whose product is annotated as 8-oxoguanine DNA glycosylase. The transcript is spliced from 7 exons. Gene Ontology annotation, biological process: base-excision repair; base-excision repair, AP site formation; nucleotide-excision repair. The record is from RefSeq and is a predicted model, not a curated record. NCBI's taxonomy places the organism in Eukaryota, Metazoa, Chordata, Aves, Galliformes, Phasianidae. Bases 162 to 1154 code for a protein of 330 amino acids. Gene Ontology annotation, molecular function: 8-oxo-7,8-dihydroguanine DNA N-glycosylase activity; damaged DNA binding. Gene Ontology annotation, cellular component: nucleus.
GCGAGAGGCCGGAAGUGGGCCAGAGCGGCGCCAAAAAAGCGGGAAGCGGCGCUCUGCGUGCCUGGGAGUCCUCACCUGAGCUGAGCGUGCCGUGGGUGCAGGUGGGUGGCAUGGUGUGAGAGUGCAGCCUGAGCCUAUUGCCUCUGCGGGGCCGCAGCCCCAUGGCACUGCGGGAUGCCCCUUCGGCCUGCCCAGCCCUGUGGCGGUGGCUGCGCUGCCCUUCAGCUGAGCUGCGCCUGGAUCUGGUGCUGGCGUCAGGGCAGGCCUUCCGGUGGCGGGAGAGCAGCCCUGGUGCAUGGACAGGAGUGCUGGGUGACCGCGUGUGGACGCUGCGCCAGGAGCGGGACCGCCUGUGGUACACGGUGUAUGGCAAGGAGACGCCUGGCCCCGAAACUGACCGGAUCCUGAGGGAUUACUUCCAGCUGGACGUGGGGCUGGCGGCCCUGUACCGCACCUGGGGGGCGGCCGACCCCCUCUUCUGCCAGACAGCCACUGCCUUCCCAGGGGUGCGGGUGUUGCGGCAGGACCCUGUGGAAUGCCUGCUGUCCUUCAUCUGCACCUCCAACAACCAUGUGGCCCGCAUCACCACCAUGAUCGAGCGCCUCUGCCAGGCCUUUGGCCAACAGCUCUGCUCGCUGAAUGAGAAGCCUUUCCACGCCUUCCCCUCCCUGGCAGCGCUGGCAGGCCCUGAAGCGGAGGCCAAGUUGCGGACGCUGGGCUUUGGCUAUCGGGCUCGCUUUGUCAGCGGCACAGCACGCGCCAUCGCCGAGGGAAUGGGUGCCGAGGGGCUGUGCCAGCUGCGGGCCGUGCCCUAUGCUGAGGCCAGGAGGGUGCUGUGUGCCCUGCCGGGAGUGGGGGCAAAGGUGGCUGACUGUGUGUGCCUGAUGGCCCUGGACAAGGCAGAGGCAGUGCCAGUAGACACCCAUGUGUGGAACAUUGCCCGGCAGCGCUAUGGGGCAGCGCUGGGUGCCCGCUCCCUGACUGCCCGUGUGCACCAGGAGAUUGGUGACUUCUUCCGUGAACUGUGGGGGCCCUAUGCGGGCUGGGCGCAGGCGGUGAGUACCAACCUCCCCCCCACACACACCCGGUUGUCCCUCCCAGUUGUGCUCACCCAGCACCUCUCAUUCCCCCCCACAGGUCCUCUUCUGCGCUGACCUCCGCAAGGACCGGGACAGUCGAAGCCAGGCCAGGAGGGGCCGCAGCCAGGCAAGCCAUGGGGCUGGGUGCUCCUAGGGAAGGGGGCACAGGGGGAUCUGAGAGCAGAGUUUGUCUGUCUCCUGCCCACUGCGUGCUGGCCCCUGGGGGACGAGCCAAGCCAGACACUGUUUGUCUAUUUCCUUUAUUACAAGGAAUAAAAUAGAAAUGUCCAUUU